AUGUCAGGCUACCUCCCGCCCGGCUACCGAGGCCCCGUCAACUCCAAUCCCAACCCACCCGACGGCGAGGCGCGCAUCUCAAUCUACGGCUACCGACCGUCCAACAUCUUCGCCUACGUGGCAACCGUCAUAUUUGGCCUCUCCUUCAUCGUUCACUUUUCAUAUUUGAUGAUAUCACGUGGGACAAGAACGUUUCAGAUCCUCAUUGUGUGCGGCUGUGCUAUGGAAGUCGGCGGGUCAGUCUUUUCAUUUCUCUUGCAACUUCGAGCUUGAAGCAAGACUUGCCAUUCUGCAACCGGGCCCUGGCUUGAUGAUUGAAAACUCUUAAUGAACAUCUGAUAUGUUAAACUUCUCACAGAUACGUUGUGCGCAUCUUAUCGCACAAGAACCCAUUCAUCGUAUCGUACUUCGUGGCGCAAUAUUUUCUCAUCGUUGUCGCGCCGUGCUUUUUCAGCGGUACCUUUGUAAGUUCUGACUCAAUCCCCUUGGUAAUCUCCUUUUCAAGGUCAAGUUCUCACGCAUGAUUUUAUAACCGUUAGUACCUGGCACUAUCGAACGCUCUUGGCCGUCUACCUCCGAACGAGUCUCGGACAUUGUUGCCCUUUGGAGGCAAAAAAUUGGUCAUCAGUGAGAUUUUUAGAUGCAUCGAGGUCGCAUCAUUACAGAGCUAAACCUUUGUCUUCGUUAGUCUUCGUCAUCGCCGACACCAUCACGACCAUCAUCCAGAUCGCCGGCGCAGCCCUCAUCGGAGUUGCCGAAUCUUCGCGCACGAGAGGCGAUCCAAGCAGCAUCACCCCUCAACAAGCGAACGACAUCCUUCUCAGUGGUCUGGCGUUACAAUGCGCGUCCUUUUUGUGCUUCUAUUACCUUCUCAUCACGGUCGCUGUUAGGGCUAGCAAGAUGUCGCCGAGAUCACUGAGGAAGACGUUCCUCGCUAUCCUGAGCAUCACCUCGUUCCUCGUUCUUACACGAACUGUAAAACCCACGACUUGCUGGACACUUCGAUUCGGCCCGAUAUUCUCUGAAACUUACAAUUUUCUUUCUCACACCUCACAGGUCUAUCGUCUCGCCGAAACAGCAGAAGGCAUCUUCGGAUACGCCAGCUCGAACGAAUGGCUUUUCGGACUCCUCGAAUUCGCCCCUGUCGCGCUCGCCGUCCUCUUCUGGGCAGCUGUGCCCUUGCACAAGGUCCUCCCCGAACAAUCACCCCAGUAUCAUGAAGGGUGGGAAGCCAAGACUGAGGCUUGA
Messenger RNA from Microbotryum saponariae, 1248 nucleotides. NCBI's taxonomy places the organism in Eukaryota, Fungi, Basidiomycota, Microbotryomycetes, Microbotryales, Microbotryaceae. The record is from the annotation of a GenBank genome assembly.